This is a messenger RNA of Athene cunicularia (burrowing owl), 6023 nucleotides long. RefSeq names its product fatty acyl-CoA reductase 2 (gene FAR2). The transcript is spliced from 12 exons. NCBI's taxonomy places the organism in Eukaryota, Metazoa, Chordata, Aves, Strigiformes, Strigidae. Gene Ontology annotation, molecular function: alcohol-forming very long-chain fatty acyl-CoA reductase (NADP+) activity. The record is from RefSeq and is a predicted model, not a curated record. Gene Ontology annotation, cellular component: peroxisome. Gene Ontology annotation, biological process: long-chain fatty-acyl-CoA metabolic process. The coding region runs from base 291 to 1838 and encodes 515 amino acids.
UACUGAUUCAGUCAUCAGUGGUCAUCUUACCCAACCUGGCUGAGACUGGCUUCUUUCAGCACUUCAUAAACCGAAGAUGGUAAUUAGAUGAAUACAACCUUGUAAAAUUAACUAAUGCUUGUACAUCCCGUAGGUGUAAUAUGAAGAUAUAAAGGCAUGACAUCUUGCUGAUUCCCAUGUUGGGUUGAAAAGAUCUUUCUAAUCUUCUAUGGCUGAUGGGAGAAAAUUGAUAUUGAUGGCCAAGGUACCUCCUGCAGAAAGUUAGAGGAAGGACAGAAGAAGAAAGCACCAUGUCUUCGGUCUCAGCUUAUUACAAUGGAAAGAACGUACUUAUCACAGGAGCUACUGGUUUCAUGGGCAAAGUACUGGUGGAAAAGCUUCUGCGCUCCAGCCCUGAAGUGAAAGCAGUUUAUAUACUUGUCAGGCCAAAGGCUGGACAGUCAAUGCAAGAGAGAGUGGCCAACAUGUUGAAAUGCAAGGUCUUUGACAGGGUCCGAGAAGAUUGCCCUAAUUUCCAUGAGAAGAUUAAGCCUAUUAAUGCUGAACUCUGCCAACCCAAGCUGGCCAUCAGUGCUGAAGAUGAAGAGGAGCUUCUGACCCGGGUCAAUAUUGUCUUCCACUGUGCAGCAACGGUUCGCUUUGAUGAACCCCUGAAACACGCCCUCCAACUGAACACAAUGGGCACGCAGCGGCUCCUAGAGCUGGCCCGGCAGAUGCAGAACCUUGAGGCCUUCAUCCACAUCUCCACCGCCUAUGCAAACUGCAUCCGGAAAAGCAUAGACGAGAUCAUCUACCCACCCCCAGCUGAACCCAAGAAGCUCUUCGAUUUAGUAGAGUGGUUGGAUGAAUCUAUCAUUCAAGACAUCACACCCAAGCUGCUUGGGGAAUGGCCCAACACUUACACCUACAGCAAAGCCUUGUCAGAAUACGUGAUUCAGCAAGAGAAAGGAAACUUGAACAUUGCUAUCAUCAGGCCAUCCAUCGUGGGAGCUAGCUGGCAUGAGCCUUUCCCAGGUUGGAUUGACAGCUUCAACGGGACAAGCGGAAUAUUGAUUGCGGCGGGCAAAGGGAUUCUGCGGACUGUCAUCGCCAACAACGAAGCAGUGGCAGAUAUGAUUCCAGUAGACAUCACCGUCAACCUCACCCUCGCCGCUGGGUGGUACACCGCUGUGCACAGACCAAAAAACAUACUGGUGUACAACUGCACAACAGGUGGAAUCAACCCUUUCUUCUGGGGAGAAAUGAGGCAAUAUGCCAUCUCCACGUUCAAAAGGAACCCGCUGGAGAAGGCCUUCCGAACUCCCGGCGCUCAAAUAACGUCCAGCUACUUGAUAAACCAGUACUGGGUAUAUCUCACUGACAAGGCAUGGGCCAUCCUCUACGACCUGUACAUGAGGCUCACGGGGAGAAAGCCCAGAAUGAUGAAGAUUGUCAAGCGACUGCACAAGUCUAUGAUGCUCUUGCAGUAUUUCUCCACCCAGUCCUGGAAUUGGUCUUCAGACAACAUGAAUAUGUUAAUGAGUCAUCUUAACACAGAGGACAAAAAGGUAUACAACUUUGAUGUUCGUCAGCUGCACUGGUCAGAAUAUAUCGAAAGCUACUGCCUAGGUGCUAAGAAGUACUUGCUAAAUGAGGACAUGUCUGGCAUUCCAGCAGCAAAGCAGCACUUACGGAAUCAGAGGAACAUCCGAUACGCAUUCAACAUCACCCUCUUUGUGAUCAUCUGGCGUAUUUUCAUUGCAAGGUCACAGAUGGCUCGAAACAUCUGGUACUUUGUGGUGAGCCUCUGCUACAAGUUCCUUUCCUACUUCAGGGCAUCCAGCACCCUCAGGCACUGAAGCCGUCCAUCCACAACCAGUCUCUUCCAGAAGGACCUCCAUCUCCUCUAAUCAGCAACUAUGGGCAUCGGGGUCUGAAAGUAGCAGAAAAAUCCACUCCCUCCAACAGCAGCCUGCAUUUAUUGUGCACUGUUAUAUGCUCACAUUUUUAAUUUUAACUAAUGCUUUACUAUAUGGUGGUCUUUCUUCCAUAGGACCAGGCCAAUUUUUAAAGCCAUAACUCAAACUGGAACCAUUCAUCUAGAGUCUGAUGUGCAAAAGUGAGGAUUAACCAAAGUCAUUGUCUUCCCAAGCACUACCUAGGCUAUCUUAAUCCCAUCUUCUUCCUCAAAAGAGGCCAGUUUAAAGCAUAAAACUUGGAAGAAAAGGAUGCCAUCACAGAAGACCCAGCCAAGGAAAUUAACCUGUAAGAGGUCUUCCAAAAGAGGCUAUUCCUUCAUUCUCAUUCAGUGAAACGGUACCCUAUUGAAAAACAUGAUUUAACAUUUUCAGUUUUUCAAAACUUAGAGGGGGAAAAAAAGAACAGUUACACUAGGCCAACAAACACACUGAACAGUUCUCAGACCUUGUCUUAUAUUGCUACUGAGGACCAAUACUUUCAAGCCAUAACUGAAGACACACGUAGAAUUCAUGCACCUGUGUUAACUCUGCUCACUCACAAGUUGCUUUCCUAUGAAGCGGUAUAUUUUUUCCCCCUGUGGUUAAGGUUGCAGUCUGUUAAAAAGCCCUGUUCUUACAUUUAUCAUAUUUGCUUGGAAUCUUUUUUUUUUUUUUUCUCUUGAAAAAUGCUGUAUUUACUCUGAGAAUGAAGAGAAGACUUCUUAAAAGACUGAAGAAGAAUUCAGAAACUCUUUAUUAUUUUUGAGGAAUAGACCUUUUCCCUGUUCCAUUUUGUCUGCAGAAAACUUUUCUCCCUGUAGCUCAAAACCAGCCUGAUACUGCCCUUCAUGCUUUCAUUACAGCUAAAUCACUUUAUCACUUUGCAGUUGAUCACUUCUACUGGUAAAGAAAGUGUAAAGACCUGCAUGGAGGAAAUCCCAUCAGGCCAGUUCUGCUGCCACUCCUUGUCAGCAGGAAUUAAAAAGUCUGAAACUUGUUUCUGUUGAGAAUAGGAAAGGGUUCGUGGAUUUCUGUGUUAAAACAAUCAUGCACUGUGAAGGCAAUGCAUUUUAUCCUACGUUGCAGUUUAGAAAGGAACCUGAGGAUCUUCCUAAUGCUCAUGGCUAUUGGAGAUAUUUGUAUCACUUAAGUAUACUUAAGUCCUGUGAGGGGAGAGAGAAAGGGAGAGCCUUCUUCAAAGUACCCGGUGCAACAACAGCCUUAGUGCAACAGAAACAAAAUCAAAGUCAAAACUAAUACUGGAAUAUUUUUUAUUCAGAUAACACUGAAUAAACACUUUGAGAUUAUCAGACUUUAAAGCAGCUAGUUUUUGAAACAAUGCAGCAUCCAAUUUCUCUAGUCUUGUGUCAUGCUAGCUGUCUGAAAAAGUAAUGCUAGUUCACAAAAAAAACAAAAAAAAAAAAGGCAAGAGUUGCUCUUUUGAGAGCUGAGAAUAGCAUUUACAAAGCUGGCAUUCUUCAGAAAUUAUACUUGGCUUUGGCAGUGAAGGCAAGAGCAAGUUAUGAUGACAGUAUAUUUAUAUCUUAGGCCUCCAAGCUAGUUCAAAAGUCUUUCUAAAGGUGAAAGGAAUUAAUCUUGCCUGGUAUGCCCCAGAGGUCUAGUUUCAAGCCAUUGCCAAAGGAUGCCUGCAGCAGAACCUGACCAGAAACGUGGUGUGCGGAGUGGUAUUCCCUAGCAAAGCCCCCAUGUUUCUCACCCGUUAUUUCUGAUCUAUGUCUUAAUUAGUCAAGCACCCAGUUUAAAAACACGCAAAUUAUUUAAGCUCUUGUCUUGAAAACAUCCUCUCGAAAUGAAACCAGGCUGGUUGUUAGCUCUGUGUUUUCCAGCUUCAGAAAGCAGGCGGUGCUUGCUGUGCAUUGCACAUUAGCAAGGAAUCCCUGCCUGGGAAGCCAGGAGCUCUGGGCUGGAGCUCUGGGGACCGGACAGUUGGUGUACAGGGCUUCUGUGGCAGUCUGUGUGGUGAAGGUUAGCUGCAGUGUACCUUGCUUAACAUGGCUAUGCAGAGACCGGCUGCCUUGGCAAGGUGAGGCAGGUUGCUGUAGGGAUUCCUCUAGACAGACUGCAUUCCCUCGAGUACAUAAUCAGGUUAGCAGCCAGCUUCCAAUCUUCUCGUACUGAAAAGCUGAAAAACAAAACAAAAUUGCAGAUUGUUUUGAAACAAACUUCCAUCAAAAAAAGUAGGAAAGAAUUUUAACUCGUAUCCUAAAAGUCUUUUCAAGUGCCUGCCCUAUGUACAAAGAGAAGCAGCAGCUAAGGGGAUCAUAAGUUUUAUGCAGUGCACCCAAUGGACAAAAACUUGAAUCUCAGAAAAGUCAGACACUGCAGACCUGCUACACCUACAAUGUCUGGUCUACAUCAGUCAGCUCUACCAUGGAUAAAGUGUCCUGCCUUUUCUUCCCCAAAGUUAGUCAUGCCAUGCAUUCCUCACAUAUGCCUGUAGGCAUGCACAGUUAUUUGCACAGGCUGUAUUGUCCCAACAAGUCUGAGAUGUACCCUGGCUCACCUGAGCAUAUCCGGACCUGUUUUCUGCACAUGCAAAAAGAUGCUUCAGGUUUCACUCAGAACAAUGGUCGGUAUCUCGUUUUAAAGCUCUUCAGCAUUUUGCUGAAGGUAGCAGCCACACCAAAGCUACUACUCAGCCCUGAAUAAACAGCAGGAGGUGCUUGGGAUGUUGCAGAAACAUAGCAGGUGCAGAUGGUGUAUGCUCUUCUGGAGACCUUCCAUAGCUCACGCAGCGUCGCCAGCGGCUGGCUCCAGAGCUCUGGCCUUGCCUGGGGGGAAUCAAGCUGUUGGCUUUUCGUAACACAGACAUAACAUGCAGUGAAACUUGAAUCUUUAAUCCAUUGUCUUGUGGCUCGAGAUGUUUUCAGGUGAUUGUCUGACCCACAGAAAUAUUUCAGAAAAACGUCAAUGCAGAGACUGACGUGUGGCAAAGGCCUUUGGGUGCCAGUCAUGCCUGUCAUCACGGAGAGCUGGACCUGGCCUAAGAACUUGUUCUCACCUCAAGCAGUGACUUUAUCUUUGAUGUUUUACUGUGUGCUCCUCAGUGUCUUUGUAUGUGCUCUGAAGAAACCCAAGCCUUGAGGAAAAUAUCUAAAAGAAAACACCGAAUGACAGCCACUUCUUUUCUUCCCUAUUCUCUCUCUUGCUCUUUCAUGUAUACUCACAAGCUUUUGAUGACAGAAAAACCAAAUACAGUUGUUACCAAGUUAAAUCCGGGGUCCUGUGGUGACUGUGCACAAAUUAACGCUAACAACUUGGGAAUGGAUAUUACUCACGGCUAAAGGCUUUAAAUUCCUGUAAGGUUGAAGCAGGACUCAAGCUCCUUUUUUUCCCCUGCAGAGGUAGCACGGUCAGUGCUAUGGGGAGGAGAGAGGAGCAGGAGGAGAAUUCCUGCAGCCUCUGCUCAUAGACAGCAGCAGCAGCGUUGCUGGGCACAAAGCAUCCAACGCAACGAGGCAAGAGAGACUCGAGGGGUCAGAGAAAUUGGAGCUGCCAAACUCAGAGGACUCUGCCUCCCAAGGAGUGGGGGAAGAGCUCCAUCAGCAUUUUGUUAUCAGUUUGGCUUCUUGUAAUAAAGCAUAUGAACUAAAAGGCUCCUCCAUCCUUCCCCCAGCUACCAACAGGCAGCAUAGAGAACAAUAUUGGCAGUCAUUCUUCACAGCCACAAGAGAAACUGUCUGCCACACGACAGUAUAAUGGGAUGGUUUGUUUGUACCCUAUGAACUUGCAGUGUAUCUACCCCCUCACAGUGUCAGAAGCCUGCAGUGCUGCUACAGAAAUAACAUGGAACCCCGCUGAACCCAACGUACUAAUGUUUUGUUAAUACUAUGCAUAUACACUAGUCUGUAGGCUAUCGCUGUGAACUGCUGUGCAAAAGCAAUGAAACACUGAGUAUCAUUUCACUGUCAAAGAGCAAUGAGCGUAAGCUUGCAAUUAUCUUUUUUUUUAUUAUUAAAUUGCGAUAACAAAAAAAAACAACCAUGCAAAUCCCUAAAAUUAAUCUGAGUUGAAACUGCCUUUUGACUGACAACCAAAGCUGUUUAUCUCCAGCAUGUCUGUUAC